Messenger RNA from Arachis stenosperma, 1083 nucleotides. RefSeq lists its product as uncharacterized. Bases 168 to 782 code for a protein of 204 amino acids. NCBI's taxonomy places the organism in Eukaryota, Viridiplantae, Streptophyta, Magnoliopsida, Fabales, Fabaceae. The transcript has 6 exons. The record is from RefSeq and is a predicted model, not a curated record.
GGUCAAUAUAGUUGUUAUUCCGAAAAAGUACCUCAGAAACAGAGUUGUUCAGCGAAGCGAACCAAAUCUUUCUCCAAACUCAGUUUCUCCCUUUUCCAUUUCUCACCCAAAUUCAACAAUUUCCCCAAAUACCUAAUCUUCUUAAUUCCUCGUUUUGAUUCCGCGCCAUGGCAGCUGAAACCGAUCAAGGCACAACGCUGUGCUCUCACUGCGAUCGGGCUAUCCCUGCCGCAAAUAUUGAUUUGCAUUAUGCUCAUUGCUCCCGGAAUCUUGAAAAAUGCAAAAUUUGUGGUGACAUGAUUCCCAAACUACAUGCUGAGGAUCACUAUUUAAGCACCCAUGCACCGGUUGCUUGUUCAAUGUGCAGUGAGACAAUGGAUCGUGAUGUUUUAGAUAUCCACAGAGGUGAAAAUUGUCCACAAAGGAUUGUCACAUGUGACUUCUGUGAGUUCCCAUUGCCAGCAAUUGAUUUGGCUGAGCAUCAGGAAGUAUGUGGGAAUCGAACAGAACUUUGUCACCUUUGUAACAAAUAUGUCAGAUUACGGGAAAGGUACAAUCAUGACAGCAGUUGCAAUAGAAUCCAAGACAGUGCUGCAGGGUCUUCAAGGGCUACAAGGCCAGCUGAAAGAGAUGAGGGUGCUCAUAGAAGGGCACGACCACCACCGCCGCAGAAUGAACUCUCUACAAAACGUCUUCUUUUCACAAUAGCAAUCACUGGAAUUGCAGUCAUACUCGGAUCCAUGUUUUUCCAGAGGAAAACAGAGCCCAGUGAUGUGCAUUAAUUAACUGGAGAGAGAGAGAGGGAGAAGAGGGAGCCGGGGGGGGGGGGGGGGGGGGGAGAUAGCUUAAUAAUAUUAGGGGCCGUGUAAAUGUUGCUGUUGCUGUGUAAUUCAUUCAUCCUGCAACAGAAGUCAUGAGAGUACAAUUUCUACUAGUGUAACAUAUCGGCAUUGUCAUUUCUCAGUGUAGUGGUAUAUGUAUACUUUUUUUUAAGUUAUUAUUCUAGCUCUGGAUUCUGAUGGAAAAUAACUACUAAGAGAUGCCUCAUUGAUAUGCAUUGCUGUUCGGAGCCUUUAUCAUAUA